CAAACCCCGAUUGGCAAUUUGCAUUUUUGCUAAGCAAGGGAUUGGAGUGUCCUUGUGGGGAAAUGGCGGAUGGCUGCAAUCGAAGAAUCGAAGUGCGGAGUCUUUCUGGUGAGACAACCGCCGUUUCCGUUUCGCCGGACCUGACUGUUCAACAACUCAAGCUCAUUCUCAAGCAGAACUUUACACCCGCGGCUUCUUCCCCCAAUUUCCAUCUCUUUUUCAAGGGGAUGAAAUUGGCAGUAGAGAAUAAGCUAGGCAGCUAUUCAAUUGGUGAUGGGGAUUUUUUGGUUCUUGUUCCUUUUGCAAAGAAAGAUAAACAGCAGACUGAGCAAUCUGCUACAUCCCCAGCUAUGACGAGAUUUGCAACUUCAAAACAAUCUGAGUCAACGUGGCGUGAUGUGGUGGAAGACCUAUCAGUUUUGCGCAGCACAAUUAGCAAUAAAACUCAAAACGAUAUUGAGUUAGAGUCAGUUAAUUCUGAAAAUAGACAAGCACAAAAUGUCAAUGUUUCUUCCAGUGGUACUUCACAGAGAAAACGCAAGUUAAAAUCCGUAUCUAAUAAGACAGAACAACCUACAGAUGAGCUCAUAUUUGACAUACUGCAGUCACCUAGCAGUAGUAUAGACGAACAGGCAUCUAAAUUUGUCAUGGUUUUAGAUUCAGUUAAUUGCUUAUUUGAUCCAAGUUCAGGGAACUGCAUAUGUAAUGAAGCUCGCAGACAGAACACUGAGAUGAAUCCGCGGUCAACAAAAAGCAAUUUGUGCUUGUGUCCAUCAUGGUUGAAAAGUAAAAUGAAAUUAUUUUCUUUCAUAAAUAUAUAUUCUGCUGUUAUUCAACUUCAGCAUGGAAAAGUUACCUUGUGUUCUCUGAAGCAAGCACUUGAUCAACUUGGUAAAUUUGGAUUUCGAGCCAGUAUAACAGAUGUUGAGCAUCUCUCUGACCUCUGUCCUCAGGUUUUAUGUAUUGUAGAUAAUUCUAAAGGGGCAAUAACUUCUACCAAUGCUAUUAUGAUUGUCAAAACUUCAACUGAACUGAGCGAUCAGCAUGAGAUUGCUAAAAAAUGUAUCCUGCCCUCAAAGAUUGUCAACUCAAUGAAGAAAAGGCAAGAGUGCUUCAAAACAAGUCUUUUGAAGGUCAUAAGAUCAUUAAUGUUUGAAGAUGGCAACAAGUUUUCCAAGUUCUCCUUUGAAGAUUUCCUUCAAUAUGUGAAGAAGUGCAAUGAUGUUGCAAGUGGGAGCAAAGUGAAUACAGAGAGGUCUCAUUCCUUUGAAGCGCUUUGUCAUGACACAAACCCCUUGCUUCCUAUCGAAAUGUUGGAACAUCUUAUAAGAGGCAUUGGAUCUAAAGGACAGGUUGUUCAUGUUGAAGAGAUAAAUGCUCGAAAUGCUAAGUAUGCUGAGAUUCCAAAUGGGCUUUCAGAAUGUACUAAGUCUGCACUAGAAAAUAUUGGAGUAACUAGGUUAUAUAGUCACCAGGCUGAGUCAGUUCAGGCAUCUCUAGCUGGCAAAGAUGUAGUUGUGGCGACCAUGACAUCCAGCGGAAAAUCUCUUUGCUACAACCUUCCUGUUCUUGAAGCAUUAUUUCAGAAUUUGUCAGCAUGUGCACUUUACCUCUUUCCAACUAAGGCUCUUGCACAAGAUCAGCUGAGAGCUUUAUUAACUAUGACGAAUGAGUUUGAUCAUAACCUAAAUAUUGGUGUAUAUGAUGGAGACACUUCUCAGACAGAUAGGAUGUGGCUACGCGAAAAUGCUAGACUGUUGAUUACAAAUCCAGAUAUGUUACAUGUGUCUAUCUUGCCAUUCCAUGGACAGUUUAGGCGGAUUUUGUCUAAUCUAAGGUUUAUUAUUAUAGAUGAAGCUCAUGCUUAUAAGGGUGCUUUUGGAUGUCAUACUGCUCUUAUUUUGAGAAGGCUUCAACGACUCUGCUCUCAUGUUUAUGGUAGCAAUCCUUCUUUUGUAUUUUCUACUGCCACUUCUGCAAACCCUGUUGAUCAUGCUAAGGAACUUGCAAAUCUGCCGGCACUAGAGUUGAUUCAGAAUGAUGGCAGCCCUUCUGGUCCUAAACUUUUUGUGCUUUGGAAUCCUCCUUUGUGUCUGAGAACGAUUUCAAAGAGAAGUAGGAAGGGCGCAGAUGCUAACAAAUCUACUAAUAGAAGUGAGGUUGCAGGAAGAUCAAGUCCUAUCAUGGAGGUAUCAUACAUUUUUGCUGAAAUGGUGCAGCACGGUCUCCGUUGUAUUGCAUUUUGCAAAACACGCAAACUUUGUGAGCUUGUCUUAAGCUACACACGCGAGAUACUUCAGGAAGCAGCACCUCACUUAGUCGAUGCUAUCUGUGCCUAUCGAGCAGGCUAUGUAGCUGAGGACAGGAGAAGGAUUGAGCAUGACUUUUUUAGCGGUAAAAUAUGUGGUAUUGCUGCCACAAAUGCUCUUGAAUUGGGAAUUGAUGUUGGACACAUUGAUGUGACUCUACAUCUAGGCUUUACGGGUAGUAUAGCUAGUCUAUGGCAACAAGCUGGAAGAUCAGGGAGAAGGGGAAAGCCUUCAAUUGCUAUAUAUGUUGCUUUUGAAGGGCCUUUGGAUCAAUAUUUCAUGAAGUUCCCAAACAAACUGUUCAGGAGUCCAAUUGAGUGUUGUCAUGUUGAUGCUAAUAACCAACAGGUGCUUGAACAGCAUCUGACAUGUGCUGCUUUUGAACACCCACUGAGCUUGCAUCAUGACAAGAAGUAUUUUGGUCCUGGAUUUGAAGCUGCAGUAAUGACACUAAAAAAUAAAGGAUAUCUGAAUACUGAUGUGUCACGUGAUUCUAGUGCUAGAAUUUGGAGCUAUAUCGGGCAUGAGAAAAUGCCUUCAAAUGCUGUAAGUGUUCGAGCAAUUGAAACUGAGCGAUACAAAGUCAUUGACAAGCAAAAGAAUGAACUUCUAGAAGAAAUUGAAGAGAGCAGGGCAUUCUUCCAGGUUUAUGAAGGGGCUGUUUAUAUGAAUCAAGGAAAGACCUAUCUUGUAACGGACUUGGAUUUAUCAAGUAAAAUUGCUUGGUGCCAGCAAGCAGACUUGAAAUAUUACACAAAAACUCGUGACUACACUGAUAUUCAUAUCACUGGGGGUAACAUUGCUUAUCCAGCAAGGAAUUCUAAUAUCCAGUUUGCAAGAACAACUGCCCAAGCACAAUUUUGCAGAGUAACCACUACUUGGUUUGGUUUUCGCCGAAUAUGGAAAAAAAGCAACCAAGUUUUUGACACCAUUGAACUGUCACUUCCAAACUACUCUUAUGAAUCCCAGGCUGUCUGGGUUCCAGUCUCUGAGACAAUAAAGAAAACAGUCGAGGCCUUAAAUUACUCAUUUCGAGGAGGUUUACAUGCUGCUUGUCAUGCCAUUCUUAAUGUAGUUCCUUUGUAUAUAAUUUGCAAUAGAUCUGACAUAGCUUCAGAGUGUGUAAACCCUUAUGAUGCACGUUAUGUUCCAGAAAGAAUUUUACUUUAUGAUCCACGUCCUGGUGGAACUGGGAUUGCGGCCCAGGUUCAACCCUUAUUCACCGAGCUUUUAACUGCUGCGUUAGAACUUCUCACAUCAUGCCAUUGCUCCAGUGAUGCCGGUUGUCCUAAUUGUAUACAAAAUCUUGCUUGUCAAGAAUAUAACGAGGUUCUCCACAAGGACGCAGCCACAAUGAUAAUCAAGGGUGUUAUCCAAGCGGAAAAACUCCGCGAUUAGUUAUACUGUACAAGUGUUUUGCUGCAUCAACGAAAAAGAGUUUGUUUAUCUGCCCAAUCAAAUUUGCUGGAUGCGGUUGAAAUGCAGUUAGCUCAUCCCCAAGUAUGUUCGGAUCUUAGUCGUUAUUCCAGUUGCCGUUUUAGAUGAUUUCUCCAUGGUUAUUCCUUUAAUUAAUUUUUUGAGUUAAUUCCAUUUUUUAUUCUAGAUAUAUGAGCGAUAGUCCAUUUAAAUCAUUUUUUAUUAGAAUAUUCAUUUUUGGUCUUAAUAUUAUUUUGACAUGAUCA
Messenger RNA from Ipomoea triloba (trilobed morning glory), 3991 nucleotides. RefSeq lists its product as uncharacterized. Gene Ontology annotation, molecular function: ATP binding; protein binding; nucleic acid binding. Lineage: Eukaryota; Viridiplantae; Streptophyta; Magnoliopsida; Solanales; Convolvulaceae. The record is from RefSeq and is a predicted model, not a curated record. The transcript has 27 exons. The coding region runs from base 63 to 3707 and encodes 1214 amino acids.